This is a messenger RNA of Caenorhabditis sp. 36 PRJEB53466, 2899 nucleotides long. The record is from the annotation of a GenBank genome assembly. NCBI's taxonomy places the organism in Eukaryota, Metazoa, Nematoda, Chromadorea, Rhabditida, Rhabditidae.
AUGUCGCCCAUCGACUUGUCGACGAAGAGUUUCGACGAAAACUGCGAGCGAGCAGCGGUCGCCAUGGAGGACCGGUCCAACAUGCUCGCCAACUUUCCGGUUCCUUUCACGAGUCCACAACAGGUAACAAACAUCCCUAAUAUAGAUAAGAUAACACGUGUUCAUAGUGCAUUCCUGUCGACUAUUUACAGUCCCUGAAAGCAUCGGUUUGAAUGUGUUUAUUAUUGCAGUUUCUCUCGUUAUGUGCUCAACUGGGCAAUUCGUCGAGUCGCAACGUGUCCUCCACAGCCUCCUCGACGUCUUCAUGUCCAAUCCAAUCGUGCUCCCAGGUUCGUUCCUCUAAUAACAUACUUCCAUUUCGCCCCCCAAAUGACCUCUCUCCUCUCUGUCUUACCGUACCCUUUUGUGCCAGCCAUAACUUUAAUGGUAUUAUUUGGCAGCCGACCCGUGGCGACUGUUUCAUUCGCCCCUUUUGACAAAGGAAGGCGCCCCUGGUCUCUGUCUCCCAAAAACGAGAUGUUGCGACGACAAAAACCAAUAAAAAUGAAAUUACUGUAUGUAUUCGAUGUCGCGCAAAGGCCCAUAAUUUUCGGUAUGAAAGGAUGGAAAGAAGAGGUCGAAAUGGGCGAAUGUUGCCGAAUCAGAGCGAAAAAAAACGAGAAGAGGUCGUGGAAUAAUCACGGGGACUUUCAGAGUUUCUCGUCGCCCGCCGCAUUGACGUGGCAUGUGUUGGAUGCUCACGAGGACGAGCAAGAGAUGUUCUCGUGUGACGCCUGCUCGGUCACGUUCUCCACUGGACAGGAUGUAAGCGGAGGCUCUGGGAAGAGCUAGAUCCAAACUGUCAACUUUCAGAUCCGAGAGCACAAGUGUGCGAAGAGCCAGUCGACGGCACGGAGUAAUUCGGUCCCUCCGGCUACAGUACCCUCUUCUGCCUGCUUUCUUUCAACGCCUUCUACUCCUUGUCCUCAGUUUUCGAUCAAUGAUUCCAUUGGAACUUCAUCUGGACACCGGGAAGAAGAGGAAGAAGAAGAAGAGAUGGAAGAUGGAGCCAACCAGACCAACCAGAUCUUUGGGCAUCUACUUCAGAAAGCUGAGGGAGCACGAAUGUCUGCUCUGUUCCAUAACUCUCUUCCACAGUUUGCAUCAUUCCCAAACAUUCCACCACCUUGUAAGACACAAUCGAAUGUUUCUCAGAGCCUUACAAUACUUAUUUGCAGUUUUAUUGCGACAACCGUUCGACCCGCGAGCUGAUGUGUUCGGUGCGGGAAGGCAUGACAACGACGACGACUGGGAGGCUCUGAUGGAAAUCUCCACGAGCGACGAAAGCGAGAAAAUCAGGGCGCUCGUGGGAGACAAGGCGAUUCCGACGACGGAUCCGAAUCAGUGCAUCCUUUGCCGACGGGUACUCUCGUGCAAGUCCGCCCUCCAGAUGCACUACAGAACACACACGGGAGAGCGGCCAUUCAAGUGCAAGAUCUGUCAGAGGGCGUUCACGACGAAAGGGAAUCUGAAGACGCACAUGGGGGUGCAUCGUUCGAAGCAUUCCUUCCGCGGCCUCCCGAUUUCUCUUCCGCCACAACUCGCCGCUCACCAACUGCCGCCACGUCUUCAUCUUCCGAAUCCGCCCACUUCCGCCGCUGCCGCCGUGGCCGCGGUCGCCCAGAUCCAGGCCAGUCAGCAGUGUCCCAUAUGUCAGCAGCGGUUUAUGAAUUCCCCCGAGCUGGCGGCUCACAUUUCCGAACAUCGCAACUCGCUGACUCAGCCGCCACGUGUCAUGCCCACUCCGCCAGUCGCCGCUCGUGUGCAGUAAGUUUCCGUCGAUCAAAUCUUGCUUUCAUUUCCUGUUCUCUGCAGAAAUUUCCCAUUUGUCCCUUUCUUCACACCGCCGUCGCUCAAUGCCACCGACAUGUCUACGCAGUUCAAUCUGGCUAACAUUCUUUCGGCACAACUGAAGAAAGAGUCGCCGCCGUCUGACACGACGAUUGAGUAUGCAAACGCUUGUUUACUCGGUGUAAUGUGCUUUUUCUUCCAGACAGAAAUCAAUCACUCGGGACGAUCCACCCAAAAUGGCCUCCUUGUCUCCGUCGAACAGCAGCGAGAGUUCCUCUUCAGUUCGUCAGGAUUCCGAGUCGAAUGACCUCGAGGAGAAGCUGAAAAAGCUCGACGAGCCGCCAGUUCUGGAGCAGCAAGCUCCAGCUCACUCGAAUGCGAAAAACGAGAAUCCUCUUCUCGCGAUGCAGAAGAUGUGGGCGGAGACCGAACCGCCACCGCCACGUCAGAUGCCGGUGCUCUCGAAACAUCAGUGCGGCGUGUGCUUCAAGCAUUUCAGCUCCAGCUCUGCCCUUCAGAUCCACAUGCGCACACACACCGGUGAGUCUUCAAAUGAGAUUUCGUUUCCUUUAUUCCCUCACCAUCACAACAACAUUUUCGUCCUUGGCAACCUGUUUCCGUUCAGGCGACAAGCCGUUCAAGUGUGAAAUGUGUGGCCGUGCGUUCACGACUCGCGGCAAUCUGAAAGUGCACAUGGGCACGCACUCGUGGCAGCAGAGCCCUUCGCGUCGCGGUAAGUGCGCAGCUGCCCCCCGCAUUCCACUCGCCCAUCUCAAAUACAGACGCUUCAGGCCGCCGCAUCUUCGACGUGGCAUCCGGAACCGAGAGAACGGUGCACUCGAGCCCCGCCCUUCCGUCAUCUGCUCCGACACCUUCUCCUCUGGCUCUGCUCGCUCCCCACGGACUUUCCGGCCUCGAGAUGAUGAUGAUGUUGUGGCGAACAGUGUGUACCGUCUGUCAGCAAGUUUGUCAGUCUCCAAACGAGUUGGAGCAGCAUCUGAAAGAGCACCUCAACACUGGCUCGGUGCCCACCCCUCUCGCUUCCGCCACCACUCCCCCACCCUCUUAG